Nannospalax galili (Upper Galilee mountains blind mole rat) is the source of this 879-nucleotide messenger RNA. It is a transcript of the gene Pou2af2, whose product is annotated as chromosome unknown C11orf53 homolog. Bases 1 to 879 code for a protein of 292 amino acids. The transcript is spliced from 5 exons. Lineage: Eukaryota; Metazoa; Chordata; Mammalia; Rodentia; Spalacidae. Gene Ontology annotation, molecular function: DNA binding; POU domain binding. The record is from RefSeq and is a predicted model, not a curated record.
AUGGACCUCAGACAAGUGUACAUGAUCCCAGGAGAUUACAGCAAACGCGUGUACCAGGGUGUGAGAGUGAAACACACGGUCAAGGAUCUCCUGGCAGAAAAGCGCUCCAAGCAGACAAGCAACUCCAGACUCAAUGGCAGCAUCAGUUCCUCCCAAUCUCCAUUCGUCCAGAUGCCAGGAUCACCAGUCAUGUCAGGUUACUAUGGUGUCAGGAGAUCUUUCCUGUCUGACUCGGACUUCCAUGGCAGCAAACCAUUCUCAAAUGAUGUCUACACCUCCAGCAUGUCCAAGCCCUUUUCCUGUGAGUCCUCAGCAGGGCAGAGCCAUACAGCACUGUUGGAGUCCUACUUGACCGAGCCCUAUGGAGACUACCGCCCACCAGCACUGACCCCCACGUCAAGCUCCCUGUUCAGCACCUCAACUCUGCCACCUCUCCUGCCACCUCCCUUCCCCAGCGACCCCACUCAUUUUGUGUUUAGAGACUCGUGGGAGCAGACGGUGCCUGAUGGUCUCAGCCAGCCAGACCCCAUGCCAGCUGACGCCCUGCAGACCUUGCCACCCAGCACCAGUUGCUUCUCCCAGCUCGAGUCAGGAAGUGGCUCACAGCACAGGAGCAUGGGCUGGGGGACCUCCCUUGCUGGAGCUCAGUCCUAUUCGCUGCAUGCCCUGGAGGAUCUGCACCAUGCACCAGGGUACCCAACCCCACCUUCGUACCCCUUCGCUCCUUUCAUGACAGUGUCAACCGACCUACCAUCCAAGGUGGUUCCCCUCUCCCCAGAGGAAGGGACAGAUGCCUCCUCCCUUCAUGAUCCUUCACCUUGGACAAAAGAAGAUGGGAACAUGGCCUGGGGGUCAUAUGAAUGCCGCAGAGCUUACUGA